AUGUCCAUUCUUUUGGCGACUGCAGGAUGGGAGCUCGUCCUUCAGACCGCAGGCAUGCAUCUCGCACAUCUCGCCUGCAUUGCUUUUGGACACGGCGAGCAGGUGAAGUCUGCAGAGCCUCUCCAAGACACUACAAACAGCUCCUCUGCCUCCCAGAGCCGCAGAUCACUGAGGAACAUGUACCAGUGGAACAGAUCCGGGCCCCGAACUGGACUACUCUAUUGCAGAGUUGGAAUUGGAUUUCAUUUGCAGAUUCACCCCGAUGGUAGAGUCAGUGGCUCACACGAAGCCAAUCUGUUCAGUAUUUUGGAAAUAUUCGCUGUGGCUCAGGGCACAGUGGGGAUACGAGGAAUUUUUAGCGACAGAUUCCUAGCGAUGAAUAAAAAAGGGAAAGUCUACGCAACGACCAAGUUUACAAAUGAAUGCAAAUUCAGGGAGAGAUACCAAGAGAACAGCUACAACACUUAUGCCUCAGCCACCUACAAAAACUAUCAUAAUGGUCGAGAAUGGUAUGUGGCUUUAAACAAACGUGGGAAAGCCAAAAAAGGGAAUAGCCCUCGGGUGAAACCUCAGCACAUUUCUACACAUUUCCUUCCCAGAUUCAAACAGUCUGAGAAGGAGAAGACUUUUACCAUCACAAAAAAAACUCCAGAGAGGAUAACACCCCCUAAACCUCCCAAAUUGCCUCCACCCGUCAAGGUCAGCAGGAAGAAUACCAACACUGUUAAAUACAGGCCUAAAUUUCGAUUUGGAUAGUGGCAAAUGGAACUUUUUCUAUUGAUUUGGGGGUCAAGUGACUGUUGAAAGCAGCUGUGGUGCACAGAGCUGACAAAAGACAAACAUAAGGGUCGUCCCUUUGUCAAACAAAGAGCAAUCCCAUUCCCUCGUACACAUGACCU
Callorhinchus milii (elephant shark) is the source of this 899-nucleotide messenger RNA. It is a transcript of the gene fgf5, whose product is annotated as fibroblast growth factor 5. The record is from RefSeq and is a predicted model, not a curated record. Gene Ontology annotation, cellular component: cytoplasm. Gene Ontology annotation, molecular function: growth factor activity; fibroblast growth factor receptor binding. Lineage: Eukaryota; Metazoa; Chordata; Chondrichthyes; Chimaeriformes; Callorhinchidae. The transcript has 4 exons. Gene Ontology annotation, biological process: positive regulation of gene expression; positive regulation of protein phosphorylation; regulation of cell migration. Bases 1 to 756 code for a protein of 251 amino acids.